Messenger RNA from Lepus europaeus (European hare), 2007 nucleotides. It is a transcript of the gene CAPN13, whose product is annotated as calpain 13. Gene Ontology annotation, biological process: proteolysis. NCBI's taxonomy places the organism in Eukaryota, Metazoa, Chordata, Mammalia, Lagomorpha, Leporidae. The record is from RefSeq and is a predicted model, not a curated record. The transcript is spliced from 21 exons. The coding region runs from base 1 to 2007 and encodes 668 amino acids. Gene Ontology annotation, cellular component: cytoplasm. Gene Ontology annotation, molecular function: calcium-dependent cysteine-type endopeptidase activity; calcium ion binding.
AUGGCGCAAAACUCCAGGCCUGUGGCGGAGUCUUCCAUCAUCAAGUUCAAGGACCAGGACUUCAGCUCCUUGCGGGAUCAUUGCUUAAGCAGGCACCAGCUCUUUGAGGAUGAGACAUUCCCUGCCACGGCUUCUUCCAUAGGCCAGAAGUUGCUCCAGGGAAAGAACCUGUCCAGACUGAAGUGGAAGCGGCCACACGAUUUGUCAGCGGGCCCCCCUCACUUCAUCCUGGAAGGUGUAAGCAGAUUUGACAUCCACCAAGGAGAAGCCGGAGACUGCUGGUUCCUGGCAGCGCUGGGCUCCUUGACCCAGAACCCACAGUGUCUGCAGAAGAUCCUGCUACACCAGAGCUUUUCUCACCAGUAUGCGGGGAUUUUCUGCUUCCGGUUCUGGCAGUGUGGCUGCUGGGUGGAAGUGGUGGUGGAUGACCGCCUGCCUGUCAUGGACAAGGCCUGCCUCUUCGUGCGUCCUCGCCAAGGCAACCAAGAGUUCUGGCCCUGCCUGCUGGAGAAAGCCUAUGCCAAGCUACGUGGAUCCUAUUCCCAGCUGCACUACGGCCACCUCCCUGACGCCCUGGUGGACCUCACGGGAGGAGUAGUCACCGCCGUCAGCCUGCACUCGUCCCCUUCUGACCUGGUGAGGGCAGUGAAGAUGGCAGCCAGGGCAGGCUCCCUGAUGACCUGCGCCACGCGGAAGGGGCCAACAGAUGAGGCCCAGGUGAUGGGGAACGGGCUGGUGGAUCAGCACGCCUACACGGUGACCGGGGCUGAGCAGAUCCAGUACAGGGGAGGCCAGGAAGGACUCAUUCGCCUGUGGAACCCCUGGGGCAACACGGAGUGGAGAGGGCGCUGGAGGGAUGGGUCUCAAGAGUGGCAGGAAACCCACGAUCAGCGGAAAAGCCAGCUAUAUGAGAACAGGGAAGAUGGCGAGUUUUGGAUGUCAUGUCAAGAUUUCCAGGAGAACUUCACCUGCUUAUACAUAUGCAACCAAAUUCCAAUCACCCUGGACCAAGGAAAUAUGUCCAAUGAAAGAUGGUCUCAAAUGAUAUUUAAGAAUCAAGUGAUUCUAGGAAACACUGCAGGAGGACCUCAGAGGGACACUCACUAUCUCUUUUCUGUGCAAGAGCCCAUGGGAGGCAGCAAUGUCGUUGUGUCCCUCACCGUCAGGCCACAAAGUUUGAAGGCAGAAGAUGACCAGUUUCCUCUACACUUCCAGGUCUUCAAGGUGGACUCUCAGUUCCGGGAGUUCCAGGAGAGAUUGCCGCCCACCUUUUUUUCCCCAUUCAGAAACGCUGCCCAGGGUGUAGACUGUGAAACCAAGUGUAACCUGACAAGGUUCCUACACCUGAACCCUGGGACCUACGUCGUGGUCCCCUCCACACAUCGAGAAGAAGCCGAGUUCCUGCUCCGAAUCUUCCUGAAAGUGCCGGAUGGUGACAGGAACUUCAGCAGUGAUUUCAACCUCAAAGCACUGCAGGAAAGUGUAUCAGAGGAAGCCUCCCCAGAAGUCGUUUUCCACAGAUACACUCAGCAGGGGCUGGACGUGGAUGCUACCCAGCUGCAGAGCCUCCUCAACCAGGAGCUCCUGUCAGGACCUGCGGGGGACACGUUCUCCUUGGAUGAGUGCCGCAGCAUUGUGGCUCUGAUGGAUUUGAAAGUGAACGGACGGCUUGACCAAGAGGAGUUUGCGAGACUGUGGCGGCGCCUUGUCCACUACCAGCAUGUUUUCCAGAAACUCCAACAGAGCUCUGGAGUUCUCCGGAGCUCAGACCUGUGGAAGGUCAUAGAGAAUACAGACUUCCUCACAGGGGUCUCCAUCAGCAGGGAGCUGCUGCAUCGCAUGACCCUGCGGUACAGCGACAGCUCCGGCAGCAUCAGCUUCCCCAGCCUGGUCUGCUUUCUGAUGCGCCUGGAAACCAUGGCAAAGACUUUCCGUAACCUCUCCAAGGAUGGAAAAGGACUGUACCUGACAGAAAUGGAGUGGAUGAACCUGGUCAUGUACAGUUGA